Molecule: messenger RNA, 4684 nt
Organism: Drosophila biarmipes
Lineage: Eukaryota; Metazoa; Arthropoda; Insecta; Diptera; Drosophilidae
Product: F-BAR domain only protein 2
Exons: 13
Coding region: 402-4094 (1230 amino acids)
Biological process (GO): clathrin coat assembly; clathrin-dependent endocytosis
Cellular component (GO): clathrin-coated pit; clathrin-coated vesicle; cytoplasm
Source: RefSeq, a predicted model, not a curated record
AUCGACCUCAGUCCCGCUCUAGUUGCGCUUCGCUAAUGAAAAAUCGAAUUUUUCGCCUCAAAUCGACUGGAGUUUACACGGGCAAAGUAUUACAGAAGUUAAACUCAAGGCGUUACACAACAUGCAAUAAGUAAAUUAUCAACAUAGCAAACACUAAGCCCACAAGAUACUCGCCAGCGACAAAUGCCCAUGCAUGCUGAGGACGGAACUGAAACUGAUGAUGAGGAGUCCAUCCCAGACAGACUGUAGCAUCGUAAAGAUCGUACUACUAACCGGAGGCCCCUAGAGAAGUCAAGUCAAUUACAACGCCAGAAAGCCUUUUACGUAUAUUGAGAGUGGAGAAGGAAACUAAAAGUUUUGCUAAACUAGCCUAGAGAUUGAAAAUUAAGAAUACAAUUAAGAUGACGGUGGAUUUCAACGAUUAUUUUUGGGGCGAGAAGAACAAUGGCUACGAUGUCCUGUACCACAACAUGAAGUUUGGCCUGGUGGCCAGCAAGGAGCUGUCCGAGUUUCUGCGCGAGAAGUCCAACAUAGAGGAGCAGAACUCGAAAAUGAUGUCCAAGCUGGCCCACAAGGCUGGAACGCUAAACAGUACAUUUGCUCCCGUCUGGACCAUACUGCGUACGUCGGCGGAGAAGCUAUCCACUCUGCACCUGCAGAUGGUGCAAAAGCUCACCGAGCUGGUCAAGGAUGUCGCCAAGUACGCCGACGAGCUGCAUAAGAAGCACAAGUCCGUCAAGGAGGAGGAGAGCCAGACGCUCGAGUGUGUUCAAGCCAUCCAAACGUCGACGGUGGCGGUGCAAAAGUUGCGCGACCUUUACGCCAGCAAGGUGCAGGAGUUAGAGAAGUUGCGCAAGGACAACGGAUCGCACAAGGAUGCCGAAAAGCUGGAGAGCAAGCUAAAGAAACUGCAGGAGGAGUACAAGGCCUUGUUGGAUAAACAUAACCCGAUCAAGAACGAAUUCGAGAGACGCAUGACACAGACCUGCAAGCGCUUUCAAGAGAUUGAGGAGGUGCAUCUUCGUCAGAUGAAGGAGUUUCUGUCCACCUACCUGGAAAUGCUGCAGAACAAUCACGACAUGGUGGGUCAAGUACAUUCCGACUUUAAGAGGCAGUUUGUUGACAUGUCUGUGGAUAAACUGCUGGAGCAGUUUGUGCUGAACAAGUACACGGGUCUGGAGAAGCCAGAAAUGCCUGAACUGGAGUAUGUGACUCUGUCAAGUGGCUCUCGGCUCCAGCAGCCCCAGGUCUCGGCCACCGCAUCCAACUCGAAUUCGGCCACCAGCAUUCAGGCAGCUCUGCGGGCCGGAAAUGCAGCGGCUACAGCCUCCGGAAGCGUGGUGUCCAUGGACCAGCGGGGCGAUGCCUUGGCGGCCAUCUCUCUUGGCAGCGGCAGUGCAGCCAGCGGUAGUAUUCCCUACGCCGAGGAUCCGAUACUGGGAGCCAUGGGUUCGCCGCGUCCCACAUCACCGGACAUGCUGGCGGGAGCGAAUGCCUCGGUGGGACCAUCGCAGCCGGCUGGUGGAGCCACGUCCACGGUGAAGAGCCUGCGAUCCUGGUUUUUGCCCACUGCCAAGCCACAGACUUCGACUGGAGCCGGAAACUUUGGUAUGAGCGGAUACGGAAGUGGCAGCACCAACAACAAUACAACCACCACGACAACAACAACAGCAAGCAACAGUAGCCACAACUUGAACACCAACAACACCACAGCAACAACUACAACAGCAACAACUGGCACGAACAAUCUCACCACCAAUAUCACCAAAAAUUCCCCUAAUUCUGAGGAUACUAGCAAUCAAGAUCAGGCACAGCAGCAGCAGCCGGCAGAGUCCUUAACCCCAACCGCAAGUGCCACUGCGAUUGCAACGACGGCGGGUGCGCCUGGCAAAAAGCAAUUGAACGCAACGACAAGCGAGCAGCAGCUAUCGAAAUCAUUAAAUGAGCAAGAGCACCUACAACAGACUGCAGCGGCUACGGCAGCAACAUCUGCGGCAGCAGCAACAACCGCCACAACGACAACGUCCAGACGUGCAACGUCACUUUUAAAUAUAUUCACAUCAAACUCUCAGGUCUCUGGCAUUUUACGCAGUCGCCGCGACAAGACAAAAACCAAAAAGGCUAAGAAAAAGAAAGACAACGAGGCCGCCGAGCACAUACAGGAGGAAGGUCUCACCAGCUUGGAGCGUGCCAACAACACGCUGCUGGACUAUGACGACCAUGGGCGCAGCAUGAAGACCCAGAAUUCCAGUGGCAGUAGCGCAGGUGGUGGCCUGGCCGCCCUGUCAGUAACCUCGGCUCAAGGAAGCGUGGACUCGGCGGGAGCCAGCAGCAUGGGCGGCAGCGGAGUGGCCACCGGUGCCAGUGGCAGCCUGCCCAAUGCAAGUGCUCUCACCAACUCGGCCUCCACCACAGCUCCGGGCGCCACAAGUGGCACUGGAACGGGCUACGAGGUGGAUGAGGAGGGCUUCAGCAUACAGCCGGCCAAGGAAAUAGCGUGGGAAGAGGGCCAGGAUAAAUCAGGCAGUUUCUACUCCGACUCGGAUACGGAUUCGGACAAUGACAAGCAGGAGCGGCGAAUCCAUGUGAGCAUCAAGCCCUUGAAGAAUGGCCAGGCGCCCAUGUCGGCCAGCGUGGAUGAGCUGCGGGCCACCGUGGAGAAUAUUUCGCUGUCUCCAACUGGAGUAUUUUCGCAUCACAGCCAACAGUUGCAGGCAGCCCGAGGAGCUCCGGCGUCGCGUCAGCAGUCCCCGGAGAUAUCGAAUGCCUCCACACCCACGGCCAGUGUGCAUCCCUAUGCGCCGCUGCAGAGUCCCACGCUGUCCAACAAUAACAACGCCAACAACACGGCCAACAGUCGGUAUGCGGAUCUGGGCGACAUCUUCUCGGAGCUGGGCGAUAUGAGCAUGUCGGCGCCGUCAUCGGCAACGUUGGGAAAACCUCCUGGCAGACAGAUACCCACACCUACGUCAGCGUCUGCAGGUGGCAGCAUAGCCAUACCAAGGCCGCCCUCACGGCGCUCUGAUAUGAUUGCCAUCGGACCGGCGGCCACUGGGACUGCACCGGGUCGCGGCAGAAUGUCCCCGGCUCCGGUGUCGACGGCAAUGAAUAGAGCCGAGAGCAUUGGCAGCCUGGAGUUUCGCACGGCCAUCGGGGGAGUGGGCUCCUCGCGCGGACCAUCUCCACUCACAAUUGGUAUUUCGGACACCAUACCGCUGGCGGUGGCAUUCCACGAGAUCAUACACGCCUAUUUCCGGGGCAGCGACGAGUCGCGCUGCCAGGUGAAGGUGUCCGGUGAUAUGAUGCUAUCAUUCCCAGCUGGCAUUGCCGGCCUGUUAGCCAAUAACCCCAAUCCAGCCAAGCUGGGUUUUCGCAUUAAGCACGUUCAGAAUCUGGAGAACCUGGUGCCCAAUGGAAAGCUGGUGCAGAUCGAUCGCCAGCAGUCGAGCACGGUGAGCACCAUGCUGGAAUUCAAUAUGGGCGCCUUGACGGCCCUGCUGCGAAGGCAGGCGGAGAACAACCCGACCGCCUCCUACUUCAACGUGGAUAUACUCAAGUACCAGGUGCGCACCAAGCCGGGGGCCAGCUCGUGUCCCUUCCAGCUGGUCAGCUACUGGAAGUGCGAGUCCAGCUACACGGCCCUCAAGGUGGACUACAAGUACAAUAACCACGCCAUGGCCAAUGCCUCGCCUUUGCUAAAUGUCACGCUCUCGGUGCCCGUCAAUGGCUCCGUGCGCAAUGUCCAGUCCAAGCCGCAUUCCGCCUGGCUGGGUGAAUCGAAUCGUUUGGUGUGGAACUUCACGGACAUCUCUCAGAACUCGCAGGACGGCGGCGUGGGCACUCUGCGGGCGCGCCUGGAGCUCAACGAUGGCCCCUCCACGCCGGCGCUCCUGGCCACCCAGUUCAACUGCGAGGGCACCACCCUCUCGGGCAUCGAGUUCGAGCUCCAGGGCAGUGGCUAUCGCUUAUCGCUGGUCAAGCGGCGAUUCGUUUCCGGAAAGUAUGUGUGCGAGGGCGAUGGCAUUCGCAGUGGCGCCACGCCCACGCCUCCGUCGGUGGGCUCCACCAGUCCGUAUUCGGCAAAGUCAAAUUAGUUGCUCCCCCAUUCCAGUGGACGGCAAAUGGGAACGGAAAAUGGCAAUAUGGCAAUAGGCUCGUGAAAAACUAGAGAAAAUUUUGUAACUAAUCUUAAAUAUGGGACAACACACGUACACACAACUAAAGCAUAUUUAAUUAGGCACAGGAACAGAGGAGCCCUCUUGGUUUUCUUCGAGCUUUUUAUUAUCACCCCCUAAUGCUGAAUUCAGUUUUGAUAGCAUGGAGCGGAAGGGGAAUUGAUAAACGCAAGUUCUAUCAUUCGCAUUCCACCUAAUGAAAUCGAAAGCGAAUCGAAAUUGCGGCCUAUUAUGUAUUUUUAUACACACAAAAUUGUGUUUCUCACGCGAAACGUGUUGAAUCUGCCUGCUGUCUGCGAAAUCUGGAUGUAUUAUUUGUUAUAUAUAUACGUGCGCGAGUAUAUAUUAUUAAAGUGUAUUUAUUAUGUUUAACUGAAUACGAUGUAAACGAAUGAUUGUAUGUAGCUAUGUAGAUAUCUGAAAACCACACACACCGAACGUUGAUUUUAUGUUCACUUUUGUACACACAACCAAAUCCAAAUGUAUUAAAUGUAAGAUACAAACCUGCA